GUAAACAUUAAAUACUUUAUUCGUAAACAUUGGAAAAUGGAAGAGAAUAAUUAAUAUAAGAAUAAAUAAUUUAAAUCAUGUUUUACCAGAAUAUUGCCGAAAUUUUAAAGUUGGUGUCUAAAGAUAAAUACAUUCGAAUAUCUGCCAGUGUCAUAAUCACACUAUGUUUAAUUACAAGCAUCUUUUACAGCUCCUUUUUAGGCCUUUUAAUAAUUUCUUCAUAUAUCUUGGGAUAUAUUGGAUCCUAUUUAUUAAUAGAAUAUCACCAUUAUGUUACUACAUAUAUUGAACGGUUUCUCAGUUUUUAUUCAAUAAGAUCUGCCACAAAGAACAAAUUGAGAGGAUCAUGUAGUGUCUGUGAUGACCUUAGCUGUAAAAGGCAUCAAAUUGGGCAGGGCUUGGCACCCUGGAAGCAUAUUAGGAUCAGUGAGGAGUUAAAUUCAGCUGUAGAACAUUUUUAUAAUAGAAUCCUAGACAAUUUUAUAUGUUCUUGGUACAGUGAGUUUACUGAAAAUAAAGAAUUUUUAAAUGAACUGAGGUAUUGCCUUAGACAUGGCACUGCUACCUUGGUGAACAGAAUUUUUGAAGUUGAAUAUAUUGAUACUAUCACCAACAAGCUGGUUCCGCAGGCAAUCAAACAUAUAGAUGACUAUCUUUAUAUGGAACAAAUAGCUACACUUAAAAAUGUGAAAUUUAAUGAUGUUAUUGUAGAAUAUCUCGGGAAGAAUUUACAUCCAGCUACAACAAAUAGAAGAAAUGAAUUGGCUUAUCUUCAACAUUUAAGCAGUGAAAUUAUAAAAAAUCUUUUGCCAAUGUACUAUACUAACUGCAAAAAUUCUUCUGUAUUGAUAAGAGAACUUCUUUCUGGUUGGGUCUUAUUACCUUUAAUGGAUGUACUAGCUGAUCCAAAUAUUAUAAACUCAUUAGUCAUAAUUGCUGUGAAUUACAAGUCAAACAAAUCUCAAAAAAAUGUGCAGCCAAUAAAGGAAGUUGAGUUUCUACAUGAUUUUGUUCAAGUUGAGCCUUUAAGGACUUCUCCAUUUGCUACCAGCCUGAGUAAAAUAAAGAAUGAUACAGAGUUAUUGUAUGCUUUUAUGCAGUUUUUAAAAAAGCAAGAGCAAGUGCAUUUGUUGCAGUUUUGUUUGGAUGUUGAUGACUUUAACACUAAAUUGUUAACCCCAGACCUUUCUAAAAAAGAACUUAAGGAGCUACACGAGCAGGCACUGAAGUUACAUAAAGAAUAUCUUAAUGAUGAUUCAUAUAACUUCAUUGGUUGUUCAGACACCAUUUGUAAAGAGUUCAGCGAACUAAUUGACGAUAUUUAUACCGUUGCCAAACUGAGAACAUCAAAACCUUUGUAUCAGGCCUAUGAUUUUGCUUUUAAUCAUUUGGAAAGUAUUUGGAUGCCCCAGUUCUUCCAUAGCAAUGAGUUUUAUAAUUACAUAUGUGGAACUAAAGUAACUUCAACAUAUAGCAAAGCUUCUAUUAAAAACCCUUUAUUAACUUGCUUUACGUCCCCUUCGAAGCUAAGAAGUAAAAAAUAUUACGAACAAUCUAACUAUCGAUCGGUGUCAAAACUCAGCAGUAGUUUCGGAAAAAUUAAAGGCGUUUUAAAGGCAUCGACUCCCGUUGAAGGCUCUCUAGAACCUGUAGAUGUAGAUUUUCCCGAGGAAAUUAUUUUGAAUGAAAAUCAUAGAGAUUUGAGUAAUUGGAAAAUAACUAUCCCCACGUACCAGACGAUUCCCGCAAAUAAAAUCACAUACUUCUGUCUAAACGUUCUGCAUCUGGAUACGAGCCUACCUGAAGGUAAAGUAAACAACUGGAUAGUAUGGCGAAAAGAUCAGGAUUUUUUUACUUUAAAGGCAAAAUUAGUGGAGUUUCACGGGGAAAAUGAAAUUUGUGACUCUCCAUUACCUUCAAGAAAAGCCGGAGUAAUGAUUGAGUCAAGAAUGUCAAAGUACGAAGAUUUUGUGACAAAACUAUUGCAAAAGCCCAGCUUGAGAGGGAGUGAUUUGCUUCAUACUUUUCUUACUAGUGAGGAAGAUUUUACCUUAGUUAUUUCUACGAUGGCUCCCAAUAACCAAGACGUAGGUAACAUUUAUCAGUCUGUAGCUUACAAGCUGAGAAAAGAAAAGGGACAAAACUUGGACAGUUUUAUAAGUACAUUUGUAACUUCAGUUAUGAAACAGAAAAAUGAUAAAAUUGACUUAGCAGAAGAGGGAUUGGAAUUAGCUGUACCGGUUGAUUGUACCCCACCAAUACCGAAAACAUUUAAGAGUGCCGUUUUUAAGGAUAACCUCGGAAUAUCUUAUAAAUUGCAGUCUGGAAGUUCGAAUGGGACGUUUAGCCCCAGUAUGUUUUCAGAGAGUUUAUUUUAUUUAUUAAAGAAUGUGUUUAAAAUUCGCCCAGUAAUACUACGCAUCUACGUGGCCUUUUGCAAUGUAGCACAACAAAUAAUUGACCUACUGAGCAAACUGUUUAUUGACAAGAAAAUUAAAGCCGGAUUGACCCAACACAAUUUGGCAUAUCUUCUUGGCUUGCUAGAAGGUGUAAUUUUUAAUAAUAAUUCACAAUCCACCCCCCAAGGAUUAGCCGAAAGAAAAGCGAACGCCUUUAAAGACAUUCAGUUUUGUCCUAAUUUUGUCAAUAACAUUUUGGGAGGGCAAGUGAAUAAAGGUUUGGUGAAUCUUCUAGAGAUUUUACAGAAUCCUAAUUAUAAUAAACAACUUGCUUAUAACCUUCUUGAUAUUAUCGUAUUAGAACUUUUUCCAGAACUAAUCGAAUCGAAAUAGGUUAUAAAGUAUAAGUAUUACACUUCAUUUACUUAUUAAAUCAUGUGAUAUAUGUAUAAUUAAUAACUAUCUAUAAGUAGUGUUUUAAGUUAAAUUAUUUUGCUGAUUAGUUACUUAUUAUUAUAUGAUAAUUAUUAUAUUAUUAUUAUUAUAUGAAUAAUUGAUGUAAUUAGGCAGGUAGGUAUUUUGGAAUAAUAUAUUUUUGUUUUUGAA
Anthonomus grandis grandis is the source of this 3005-nucleotide messenger RNA. RefSeq names its product sorting nexin-14-like. Gene Ontology annotation, molecular function: phosphatidylinositol binding. NCBI's taxonomy places the organism in Eukaryota, Metazoa, Arthropoda, Insecta, Coleoptera, Curculionidae. Gene Ontology annotation, biological process: autophagosome maturation. Bases 78 to 2792 code for a protein of 904 amino acids. The record is from RefSeq and is a predicted model, not a curated record. The transcript has 16 exons. Gene Ontology annotation, cellular component: late endosome.